AUGGUGAUUUACGGUACAGUGGACCUGGACGAGGGAGAGCGUGCAGUGGGUGGCUUAAAGGAAGAAGAUGACAAGGGGAGCGGAUUUGGGGAGAGUGAGAGCGAGGAUGGAGAAGGGAGUGAAUGGGAUAGUGUAGAUUGGAGUGGAGGGGAGGAUGGAGAGGGGAGUGAAGUGGAGGAUGGAGAGGGGAGUGUAAGAGAGGGUGAAGGACAACAUUCCGCACCACUUCCGAGGAGACAUGUGGUUGCAGGACCCUGA
Messenger RNA from Closterium sp. Naga37s-1, 258 nucleotides. The record is from the annotation of a GenBank genome assembly. Lineage: Eukaryota; Viridiplantae; Streptophyta; Zygnematophyceae; Desmidiales; Closteriaceae.